Messenger RNA from Peromyscus californicus insignis, 1815 nucleotides. Its product is annotated as Friend virus susceptibility protein 1-like. The coding region runs from base 771 to 1625 and encodes 284 amino acids. The record is from RefSeq and is a predicted model, not a curated record. The transcript has 6 exons. NCBI's taxonomy places the organism in Eukaryota, Metazoa, Chordata, Mammalia, Rodentia, Cricetidae.
AUCUCAUCACUCGGGAGGCAGAGUCAGGCGUAUCUCUGUGAGUUCGAGGCCAGCCUGGACUACAGAGCGAGAUCCAGGACAGGCACCAAAACUACACAGAGAAACCCUGUCUCGGGGGGGAAAAAAAAGAAAGAGAGAACGUAAAUUACAUAUUUCACUCAAAAUAUUUUAACCAUACGUUCCCCUCUAAAACAGCCUUUUUCUGCCCACUGGUCCGUGCCAUUAUCACACUUGAUUAGACUUUCCUCCUCGGAUCCUGCUGUUCUCUUGGUGUUCAUUGCGAAGCCAUCUCCCAGAUGCCUUUCACCAGUGGUUCAAAUCUGGCUGAAUACGGUCCUUGUCCAUAUCACUUAUAUCUUUGGGUUUGGGUUUUUUGUCCUUUUUGUUUGGUUUUUUUCUCCAUAGAACAACCCCUUGGUUCCUCCCAUCAGGUUCUUCAGAGGGAUUUGUGUCUUUACAGGUUUUAUUUUUCAAGGUUACUAGCAGAUACAGCCCAGACAGGGGAGCAGCAGAGUCGUCUUCAUGCCGUGGGUGUAUCUUGAAGCCAAGUAGCCGCCCACCAUCAUCUCAUUGUGCAUUCCAGGUGGCUGAGGCAGGAGGAUCCUGAGUUCACGUCCAGCCUGGGUUACAUACAAAAAAUAUACAGACAGUUCCUUCAGACAGCCAGGCUUCCCUCCGGGUGGUCCCUGCAGACAGUCUGCCUCCCUCCAGCCUCUGCAGCAGCAUUGCUUCUAGCCCUCUUGCUGUCCUUGCCUUGAGGCUGUAGGGCCAUGGCGGAGAGAGUGCUGGUACCCACCCAGAUAGGCCGGGGGGACCGCUACUACACAUACACGGAGCUGUUGGCUAUCUCACGGCGUUUCAAGCAAAACCCCAAUGAGCUCAUGGUCACCUGGAUCCUGCGGGUGUAUGACCAGGGAGGCCCGGCCCUGUCCCUGAAUUCCGGGGAGCUGGGGCUGCUGGGUGACCUCACCCAUGAUGCCAUCUUUAACUACCGCUGCAAGGCCCUGCGGGGGGGUGGCUGCCAGACACUGCUGAGCUGGCUGCUGCAGGCCUGGCGCCAGCGCUGGGAAUCCUCCCUGCAUUUUGAAGCCACUCAGCUGCCCUUCAGGCCUUGGACCACCAUGGAGGAAGGCAUCCAACUGGUUCGUGAGCUGGGUAUGAUUGAGUGGAUCUACCUUGACCCAGAGGGGCCUGUGGACCUGGCCCCAGAGGAUGUGGCCUUCACUCAGGGCCUGCAGCGGCGCCUGCUCACAGCAGCACCCUCUGAGCUGCGGCUCUCACUGGUCAGCCUGCUGGUGCGUGGCAUGACAGUGCUAGAGGCUGUGAUGGAGAUCCAGACCAUUGCUGAUGUGGGUCUGCUUUGGCGCCAGAGCCAGCCAGGCCGCACCAAGCUCAUGCUGGGGCCCAACCCAACUCGAAAGGACCUCCUAGGCUGGCUGCUCAGCCACGGCGUGCCCCGGGAGCAAGUAGACAGGCAGCCCACCAAGGUGCUCCUGGAACUGUACAUCAAAGAAGCCAAGCGCAGUCGGGGCCAGCCCAGCUAUGGGCUGGCUGAGGAGCAGCCCCCACCACCCCCCUACUCCGACCAGGCCUGUGGGGAAGAGGCCCCUGUGAGGCACGACUAGACCUGGACUGGCUUUGAGAGCACACUCACACCCGGGGUUGAAGGUGGGGAGGUGAAUUGCACAGAGGCUGCCUGCAACCUAGGCCACUAGGAAAGAGCUUGGCAAGCACCUUUCCCACAUUUGUGUCCCUCCAGCAUUUAGUGCCAAGUUCAGUGGCCCCCCCCAAGAGAGGUGUGCAUGUCCCCAGUCA